Molecule: messenger RNA, 4538 nt
Organism: Ziziphus jujuba (common jujube)
Lineage: Eukaryota; Viridiplantae; Streptophyta; Magnoliopsida; Rosales; Rhamnaceae
Product: phytochrome E
Exons: 5
Coding region: 498-3944 (1148 amino acids)
Biological process (GO): red, far-red light phototransduction; detection of visible light; protein-tetrapyrrole linkage
Molecular function (GO): protein homodimerization activity; phosphorelay sensor kinase activity; photoreceptor activity
Source: RefSeq, a predicted model, not a curated record
CCAAAAAAAAAAAAAAGAGCAACAAGCUGAAGCAAUAACCAUUUUGAACUUUGAAGUUGGAGAAUCGAGUCUGAGUGUCAACAUGGAUAGACAAAAGGGUCAGAAAAAAAAUAUUUACGAUGAAAAAGCAGUGUUCCACAUUUAAAAACAAUCAGGAUGUAGUUGAAGAAAGUGACAUGUUUCGGAAUUUGGACCAGAAGAAAACAAACAAAGUUAAAGAGAGAGAGAGAGAGAGAGAGAGAAUAAGAUUAUAAUAAAGAGAAUAGCACUAAACAAAGGUAAAAAGUACAAGAUAAACAACAAUUUGAUUAGGAAUGACAGAGUUAUAGAAAGAGAUAAUAAGUUCCCAAAUAGCAAAAAUGGUGAAAGAGACGUGUGGAACCUACGACGGGAAGAAUCAAGCAACAGAAGCAGCUAGUGCAUUGAUGAUAGAGAAGCAGCUUUAUUGGAAGUAUCCUUGUGAUCUUGAGAAAAACCCAUCAACCAGAGCUCUCUAAAUGGAGCGUGGAAGUGGAGAAAGAGGCACUACAACUUUCUCAUCAUCAGCUGCAAGCAACAUGAGGCCCAACACCAACACUAACACCAGCACCACCCAAAAAGGUAAAGAAAUUGCUCAGUACAAUGCAGAUGCUGGGCUUAUGGCUGAGUUUGAACACUCUGGUGUCUCUGGUAAGUCCUUUAACUAUUCAAGAUCAGUUCUUGAUGCUCCACUGACUGUACCUGAGGAACAAAUUACUGCUUACUUGUCAAAAAUCCAGAGGGGUGGUCUCAUCCAGCCCUUUGGCUGUAUGCUCGCAAUUGAGGAGUCCACUUUCAAGAUUAUCGGUUUCAGUGAGAAUUGCUUUGAAUUCUUGGGUUUAGGCAGUCAGUUUGAGUCAAACCAGUUGAAGGGUCUGAUUGGAAUUGAUGCUAGAGCACUUUUUACACCUUCUUCUGGUGCUUCACUGGCGAAAGCUGUUGCUUCCAGAGAGAUAUCACUGUUGAACCCCAUUUGGGUUUGUUCUAGGAGUAACCAUAGGCCAUUUUAUGCUAUACUACAUAGAAUUGAUGUGGGAACUGUAAUUGACUUGGAGCCUGCUAGGUCGGGUGACCCUGCAUUGUCAUUUGCAGGUGCAGUGCAGUCACAGAAACUUGCUAUUCGAGCAAUUUCUAGGCUGCAGUCUCUUCCUGGGGGAGAUAUUGGUGUGUUAUGUGACAUAGUUGUUGAGGAAGUUCAGAAACUUACUGGGUAUGAUAGAGUUAUGGUUUAUAAGUUCCAUGAGGAUGAUCAUGGUGAAGUGGUGUCUGAAAUCAGGAGGUCAGAUUUAGAACCUUACUUGGGUUUACACUAUCCUGCCACAGAUAUUCCACAGGCUGCUCGGUUCUUGUUCAAGCAGAACCGUGUUAGAAUGAUUUGUGAUUGCAAUGCAAACCCGGUUAAGGUCAUCCAAAGUGAAGACUUAAAACAGCCUCUGUGCUUGGUCAACUCAACCCUCAGGUCACCACAUGGUUGCCACACACAGUACAUGAACAACAUGGGUUCAAUUGCCUCAUUAGUAAUGGCAGUUAUUAUAAAUGGUAAUGAUGCAACAAAGCUUUGGGGGUUGGUAGUGUGCCACCAUACUUCCUCCCGGUAUGUCCCUUUCCCACUUCGUUAUGCUUGUGAGUUUUUUAUGCAGGCAUUCGGUCUGCAGCUCUAUAUGGAGCUUCAGUUGGCAUCACAAUUGGCAGAGAAAAAGAUUCUCAGAACACAAACCUUACUAUGUGACAUGCUUCUCCGAGAUGCCCCAUUUGGUGUUGUGACUCAGACCCCUAGUAUAAUGGAUCUUGUGAAGUGUGAUGGGGCUGCACUGUAUUAUGGAGGAACAUGUUGGUUACUGGGUGUAACUCCAACUGAAUCAGAGGUGAAAGAUAUUGCAGAGUGGUUGCUUCGUAAUCAUGGUGAUUCUACAGGGUUGAGUACUGAUAGUUUGGCAGAUGCUGGUUAUCCAGGUGCUGCUUUGCUAGGUGAUGCUGUUUGUGGGAUGGCUACUGCAAGAAUCACUACAAAGGAUUUCUUAUUUUGGUUCAGGUCUCACACUGCAAAGGAAAUGAAAUGGGGAGGGGCUAAGCAUCAUCCUGAGGAUAAGGAUGAUGGUGGAAGAAUGCACCCUAGAUCAUCAUUUAUAGCUUUUCUUGAAGUAGUGAAGAGUAGAAGUUUGCCUUGGGAGGUUUCAGAAAUAAAUGCUAUUCACUCUUUACAGCUUGUAAUGAGAGAUUCGUUUCAGGAUAUGGAGGACAGCGGUUCUAAGGCAGUGAAUUAUUCCCGGCAGAGUGAUGAUACUGAGUUGCGAGGGAUGGAUAAACUCAGUUUUGUUGCAUGUGAGAUGGUUAAAUUAAUUGAGACAGCAACAGUUCCAAUUUUUGGGGUUGAUUCAGGUGGUCUUAUUAAUGGAUGGAAUGCAAAAAUUGCUGAAUUGACGGGCUUACAAGCUAACGAAGCUAUGGGGAAGUCCCUAGUUAAUGAAGUCAUCCACGAGGACUCACGUAGAGUUGUAGGACAUCUUCUAAACAGAGCUUUGCAAGAUCUUAAUGCUCAGUCACCGUCUGUUCCAGCAGAAAUUUGCAAUAAUCAGGAGCAUUGUGAGGAAGACCGGAAUAUUGAGAUAAAACUGAAAAAUUUUGGGCUUUCACAGGAAAACAAAAUUAUAUAUAUUGUGGCCAAUACAUGCACUAGUAGAGAUUACACAAACGCAGUGGUUGGGGUGUGUUUUGUGGGCCAAGAUGUUACUUGUGAAAAAGUUGUUAUGGAUAAAUUCAUCCGCUUGCAAGGCGAUUACAAGGCUAUCAUACAGAGUCUUAAUCCACUGAUUCCUCCCAUAUUUGCAUCUGAUGAGAAUGCCUGCUGUUCUGAAUGGAAUGCUGCAAUGGCAAAACUGACUGGUUGGAGAAGAGAUGAAGUUCUCGGUAAAAUGCUAACUGGCGAAAUCUUUGGAAGUUUCUGUAGGCUAAAAGGUCAAGAUACACUAACUAAAUUCAUGAUUCUUUUAUAUCAAGGAAUCAGUGGUCAAGAUAUUGAGAAAGUCCCAUUUGAGUUUUUUGAUAGAAGAGGGAAAUUUGUUGAGGUUUUAUUAACAGCAAACAAGAGGAUCGAUGCUGGUGGCAACAUAAUUGGAUGUUUCUGUUUCCUCCAGAUUGUUGUGCCCGAUCUGCAGCAAACCUUAGAAGGAUGCAGUCAGGAAGAUAGAGCACAUUACUCAAAACUUAAAGAGUUGACUUAUAUAAGACAAGAGAUGAAAAAUCCGUUAAACGGUAUUCGAUUUACACACAAGCUCCUGGAAAAUACGGCUAUAUCAGAUAAUCAGAAGCAAUUUCUUGAUACUAGUGAUGCAUGUGAAAGACAGAUACUGACAAUCAUAGAGGAUAUGGAUUUGGGAAGCAUAGAGGAAGGCAUAGAGCUGAACAUGGAGGAAUUUCUGUUGGGAGAUGUUUUGGAUGCCAUUGUUAGUCAAGUAAUGAUCAUGAUUAGGCAAAAGAAUUUGCAGCUUUUUCAUGAGAUUCCGAAAGAACUAAAAUCAUUACGUCUCUAUGGCGAUCGGAUGAAGCUUCAGUUGGUCUUGUCAGAUUUCUUUCUCAAUGUGGUGCAUCAUGCACCUGUCUCAAAUGGCUGGGUUGAAAUCAAAAUUUCCCCUCGCCUGAAGUUUAUGAAGGAUGUCAAUGAAUUUAUUCGUUUACAGUUCAGAAUGACUCACCCCGGUCAAGGCAUUCCUUCUGCUCUAAUUCAAGACAUGAUCGAGGGAGGAAACCAAUGGACAACAAAGGAAGGACUCGGGCUAAACUUGUCUAGGAAACUUGUCAAUAGGAUGAAUGGUCAGGUCCAGUACAUUAGAGAGCAUAAUAAAUGUUUCUUCCUCAUCGACCUCGAAUUUAAAAUGGUAAAAAAUAAUGGAGGAUCACUGGCAGAUACAGGCAGGAUUACUUCUUAAAUACUUGUGUCAUUUCAUAAGAUCUCUUUGUAAUGUAUCUGUGAAGGCCAGGAAGAUUCUCGCUAUAACUGAGGCUUCUAAUUUUGGCUUGAGACUUUACAUGUUACACCAUGGCUCAUAUAAGUUUAUAGAGGUUAGAGGUUUGCGCGUUUAUUUUUCCUUGUGAGCAGUCUGAUAUAUUAUGCCUUCCUAGUGAAACACCAGUUCUAUCAUUUUGCAUUCCAAUGUAAAUAUGUGUGUUUUUGCAACUUUCUUUGCCUCUACAAUGACAGGAGUAAAUGGUUGACAAGCUGGGCAUUAAGGAUCCCAUGGUUCAGCCCUAUUGUUUAAGUUAUCUUCGUCAGGCAGAAAUCUCUAAAUGAUCCACAAUAUGUAGAUCAUGAAUUCCUAAUCAUCCUUCAAAUUGAAGAAAAUAAAUAAAAAGAAAAGCACACAAGUCAACGAAAAGAAAGAUGGUAAGAUUUUGAUAAAUAUGAAGCCAUCAUAUAUUCAAAUGAGAAAUAUCAUGUCUCCAUUACAUGUUUGAAUUUCCACAUCAAGAAUCCAAAUGCAUAAGACUAAUAAUAAUAAUUAAAAAAAAAAAAAAAAAAAAAA